Saxophila tyrrhenica is the source of this 564-nucleotide messenger RNA. RefSeq lists its product as uncharacterized. The transcript has a single exon. Lineage: Eukaryota; Fungi; Ascomycota; Dothideomycetes; Mycosphaerellales; Extremaceae. Bases 1 to 564 code for a protein of 187 amino acids. The record is from RefSeq and is a predicted model, not a curated record.
AUGGCAGCUUCCGUGGGCGAACUGUAUGAUGCACUGGACCAGACAACAAAGCAUUAUGCAGACCUCUGCCCGGCCAUUUCCAGGCCUUUGGUGGCGACGCUUGUAGACUGGUUGCCUCCCGCUCCAGCGUUGACAUUGUCCAUAGGCUGUGGCAGCGGCAUCCUGGAGGCGAUCCUGCUUCAUGCUGCUGAAGAGGACCACGGCAAGCAGCUCAACCUGUGCGCCGUCGAGGUGCCUGACUGUGCUGUUACUCAUCUGCCGGAGGACUGUGUAGCAAGAGUGCCAAACACCUUCUCCAUCUACGAUGAUGCCAUGCUCGCAUCGACCCUGAUAUUCGUGUAUCCCAGGCAAGCAAAGAUCAUUGCAAUGUAUCUUGGUGCGGCAAAGGGUACGGCUUUGGAGCAGAUUAUCUGGCUGGGUCAUCGCAGCGACUGGCCAGAAGCGGAGGAGAUAUUGCUUGCUUCUUCUGUCCAGAUCCAGCGCGUUGAAAGGCCAGGUACAGCCGAGUAUGAGCUGCUCGUUAUCGCUCGCCUACCGGAGAACGACGGCAAACAUGUUGACUGA